Molecule: messenger RNA, 5144 nt
Organism: Rhagoletis pomonella (apple maggot)
Lineage: Eukaryota; Metazoa; Arthropoda; Insecta; Diptera; Tephritidae
Product: serine/threonine-protein kinase Doa-like
Biological process (GO): protein phosphorylation
Cellular component (GO): nucleus
Molecular function (GO): protein kinase activity; ATP binding
Source: RefSeq, a predicted model, not a curated record
AAUCGUGAGGUGCGUCGCGUCAAAAACACCGAUGUUCGCCUAAUCGAUUUCGGUUCAGCUACAUUCGAUCAUGAGCAUCACAGCACAAUUGUAUCGACACGUCACUACCGUGCACCGGAAGUUAUUCUUGAAUUGGGUUGGUCGCAGCCCUGUGACGUUUGGUCAAUUGGCUGCAUACUCUUCGAAUUAUAUCUGGGCAUCACACUCUUCCAAACGCACGACAAUCGUGAGCAUCUCGCGAUGAUGGAGCGUAUAUUGGGCCAAAUACCAUAUCGUAUGGCACGUAAUCAUUGUCAUUACAGCAAAACAAAAACAAAAUACUUCUAUCACGGUAAGUUGGACUGGGAUGAGAAGUCAUCGGCUGGACGUUAUGUACGUGAUCAUUGUAAGCCAUUGUUUAGAUAUCAAAUGAGCGAUACAGAAGAUCAUUGCGAGCUCUUUGAUCUGAUCAAGAAGAUGUUGGAUUACGAGCCAUCACAACGGAUUACGUUAGGUGAUGCGCUACGACAUCCAUUCUUCGACAAGCUCCCACCGCACCAACGCGUUGGCGACGUCGGCAACAAUAAGCAGGCCGUCUCUUCGGGCAGCAGCAGCAGUCGUGAACGUUCGCAUAGCUUGUCAAGAUGAGAUUUAGCGCGAUUUGGUUAUUGUUAAUUAAAAUUAGAAUUGCAACAAGGAACAACAGAGAAAAAAAAGAAGGAACAAUAAACAACAACACGAACUACAAAUAUACAAACAAAAUAUGAUGCAGCAAUGAGUAGAGAGAAGAAAAGGCAGGACUUAGGCGCAACCAGCGAACAACAGGGGAUGAUGACAAUGGUGCAGCGCAACAACCACCGUACCAGAAUCAAACUUUGGUGAAGAGAAAAAGACAAGACUUCUUCAUCAUCACACAAUGUCAACCACAAUUAGGUAGCAGUGAAAAUAGCAACAACACACUUCCAUAAACUAACUACAUUAUAGAAAAAAAAAAUUCGCAAGCAUACAAUAACAAUAGUAAGGAACAAAAAUAACUUAUAUACAGCAACAAUUAGAAGCAGACAGACAUACAUAAAGUUCAAGGUUGUACUACAUAACAUAGGUACAAGCGCAAUUAAUAUUGCAGGUACUUUUUAUAAAAGUAUAAUUUCCUGUUUUGCAUGCAACUCAACAUCUUUGCUAUGCUAAAGAAAUCGUAGAAACUGCGAAAAGAGCUGAGCAAUUUAAAGCGCUACACAUACUGAAUUUGGCGAAAAUAGAAAAAAAAACACACAAACAGUAAUGCAUACAUGUUUGCUUUUUUCGCUUUUGCGAAAUGGAUGUUUUACUUAAAACUUUUAUGUGAAACUUAAUUCUUCUAAUUUGAAGUUACUACCCGUGCGCCAUACUUUGGAGCGUCACUUGCAGCAUACAUUCAUAUACACUGCAUGUACUAUCAUCACUAUUUUGCGCGUACAUACGCAUACAUAUGUACGCUUACUUUGUACUUUACACAGAUACAUAUAUAUUUUGUAUAUUUUGCCCCCUCACUUUACCACAUGCAAAUUUCAAUGAAAUUUCAAUGAAAUUUGCUGCCUUUGCUUUUAAUGUGCGCGAGUUUGUGUGUGCGUGUGCAAAUAAAUAUGUAAUCACUCAACGCCCGUCCCCGUGGAAAAGCCUACGAAAAUUUUUAAACAAUAAACACUAGCAGGGCAAUUAUUUUUAAAACCAUUAUUUGUAAAUUUUAUUACAAAAAAUUGAGAUAAAUAGAAGGCUAAAAAGCAUAUCCCAUUGAGUUUGUUUAUUUUUCUGUGCUCAUCUGACGCAAAUCUUGAUUUUUUAUCAAGAAAGAAAAUAAAAGAAAAUUAAGCUAUAAUUGCAUGCGUCACCAACUUUUCAUUUGAAGAAGUUAUUUUAUUAUUUAUAUUGGCUUUCCAACUAAUUUCGUAUUGUGUAUGUAGAUGUUAUUUUAAGUAAUUGUGCUGCUAAUUUUUACUAGGGAGAAAUUUCAGUUUCAGAUUUCAUAGCAAACUAGAGCUACACCAGACACAUACAGUGAAUCAAAUUUGUUCAGGUGCGAAGGCAAUUUCACUGAUUAAAUUGGUAAUUCUUCAUCAAAGCCAUAUCUUGUAUAUUCAGUUUUUUUUUUUAAAGCUCUUUAUAGGUACGUCUACGAACGUUAUGCUCAGCGCUAUCUGUAAAUGCAACAAAUAUAUAUUUCGAAGCAUUGGUUCCCUAUGUUCUCCGCUAGUACGUUGAAAUUUAUUGAUUUUAGAUUUUAUAGACGCUGGAGUAGCUUCUUACUUUGCCAAUUUCUCGGAAAUAAAAAAAUUAAUUUCUUGUAAUAUAUGACGAAUUUUUUGAAAUUGAAUAUGUAGAGAGCUGCUGGGAAAAUUAAAGAUUUUAAAGAACGUUUACAUAUAAAAAAAACAUCACUACGAUACUACCAAAUGAGGAUGAUCUCUGCAUAUGUACAUAUGUUAACGUACUUUUAUUAUCUCUAAACUUCAUUCUAUACAUAUGUAUGUAUUUGGUUAAAGCUUUUGCUCAAGAUUUCAUACAAAUUGUUUGCGGCUGAUCUGAUUGAUUGUUGCAUUAGCAUUAAUAAACGAAAACGACACGUUGCCCUGGAGUACACGAUCGCUUAAAAUACAUCGUCGUGUUGUUGCAUGUAGGUACAUAAAUAUGUUUGUAUUAACCAUUGUAGCUCUGCGCAUUAAAUCAGUUCGUAUGUAUGUAAAUAUAUUCCUAAUAUAUCGUUCGAUCAAUGCAUGCCUGCAUACGCACAUCCACAAUCACACUUAUGUACAUACACAAACAUUUACUUGUCGUCAUUUGUGUCACAUGCCGUUUAAAGGGUUCUAUGUUGUAUUACAAUUAUAAUUAAGAGUAACCAAAUCCAGAGUCGUUCGUAAUUCGAACUAAAUUAGAUCCCAUUUUAUUUGUAUGUUUCGUUAUGUUUGCGUAUUGAUUGUAAAUGUGCAUACAUAUACACAAUUACAUGACAAAGCUCCAAACUAAACUAAAACUGUACUGUAUCUAGAUCGAAAUGGGAGUGAAUGGGAGUAGAAACUUUAUUUGCAAUAUUGCAGAAGAAUCUAUGGAAUCGAAUUGCAGCACUACGGCUAUGUGGGUAUAUAGGUAUGUAUGUAUAUGCAAACUCAAGUACAAGACCAUCACCUAUAUGUACAUAUAUUUCAAACAAUUUGAGCUUAAAAUUUUAUUUAAGAAAACAUGCAAUCUAAAACUUAUGUAAUUUGUUUGAAGCCGAGCGUGUUAGGUACUUGUGUUUGCGUUUUUUUUUGCAUAUGUACGUAUGUAUUCAUGUAAGUCAUAUUUUGUAAACUUAAGCAAUAGAUAAGACAAAUAUGUAUAAGCACAGGACACGCACACAUAAGAAAUUAUGCAUAUACUCGUAUGUAUAAUGUAUGUAUAAAACUACAUAUACACACGCAGCGUGCGUUUAAAACACGUACAUAUGUAUAUGCGAUAUGUAUGCGCAUAUCGUUUGGUUAUAUUCAAUAUAUACCCUCUAUUUGCAAUUUUCACGAAAACUAAUCUGCGAUGUUAGAACCCAUCUGGAGCUUAACUGUCACCACUAAGGUCAUCAUCGAUGACAGUUAAGCCUAAGGUAGAUUUUUAUUUCUAAAUUUCGUUUUGAGCAAAUUGCAGAUAAGAGGGUAUUGAAUAUAAAGCCCCCUCGAUAUGUUUAUGAAUGAAUUGACUUUUAAAGAGUUUUAGUUUUGGCUUAAAUUGCCUUUUGACAAUUUCUCUACAUUGAUUGCCCUGAAAAUUAGUGCAAUUGUUGGUUACAGUAGCACGCAAGCGUCGUAAAUUUUGAGUUUCGUUUGAGUUGAACUGCACUUUCGUUUUUAGAUAAAAGAAAAUAUAACAAUUGCACUUAAGUUAAAAUCAGAACGUGUGUUCAAUAAUGGAUUUAUAUAAUAUUUAAAUAUGAAUAAUAAAAUCAAAUAGCAGAACUGAGCGUACCGUACUGUAACAUUUUAAGUAAACUAGUAAAAUCUAACAAACAAAAGUGGAAUAAAGUUUAACAAAAUAAUUACAAUGAGUUGUUAAAUGUAAAGUCGUAAAACGAAGGUGAUGCGCUAUGCGCUUGCGCGUGUUUUAAGUAAAUACAUGUGCACAUAAAAGCAAGUGAGAUAUUUUCAUAAAUAUAUACAUACAUAUGUAUGUAGAUCACUGUUUGGUACAGUUUAUAAAUAGAAUUUCAGUUAUCGCAAAAUGAAAAUAUUAAAAUGCUAUUCAAAAUAUUUAAUUCAUACAGAUAAAAGAACUUGACUUGCGUUUUUUUUUUUUUUUUUUUUUUUAAUUAAAAAGUGGUAAGAAAAUUGGCAUCUAAAUCGUUAUAUGUACAUAUAUAAUGAAUUGUGGUUAUAUAACAAUUUAUAUCUGAAAUUUUAAUAAUCAUAACAAUUGUUUUAUUUCGCAUUUUUGUGAUAAACUAAAGCAUACAAGUUUAUUAAAAUUACCUCUUGCAGCGAGAAAGUGCUCGCAGUAUGGCACCAGUGUACAUACACACCACCCUAAAUGAAAGAUCCAAAAAAAAAAAAUUAACUAUUUGCCAAUUUAAAUGCAAAUUUUGUAUGUAAAACAAAAGAGAAAAGAAAGAAAAAUGAGUAAAGUCAACUAGAAAUCGUUCAUUAUUCUACAAUGGAGCGAAGCGCAAAUACCCUCUCCAGACACACUCACAUAUAUUAUACACACACAAAAAAAAAAAAAAAACUUGCAUACAUAGUCGUUUCUAGUUUAGUUUGUUUUUUAAUGUUUAUUAUUUAAUAUGUCAUUAAGUCAUAAACAACUGAAUAAAUAGCACAUACUAUCGAAAAGUACGCGUGCAACCAUUUAAGUCCAAAAUGUAAAAUAAUUUAACUAUAUUUUAUCUAAUGUGCUUAUGGAAAAAUGUAUGAAACAAAAAGUAAGCAACCGCCAAAUCAGACAAGAAAUUGCUUAUGCUAAUGUCAUAUGAAAAUGGUAUAAUUUAUGCAAAUAUAUUGCAAUGCAAAAAAAAUUUUACUAAUAAAAAACAUAAAUAUUGACAUUUUGAUUCUCAAUUCAAAUUUGACUUUAGUUUUUAGCUGCAUACGUAUGUUCUAAUUUCAUAUAAACAUUAAACAUUAUAAACAACACAUACACAGUUAAAUAUACUAUAUCUAUAUUUAAUAAUA